This is a messenger RNA of Setaria italica (foxtail millet), 2885 nucleotides long. RefSeq names its product protein TPX2. Gene Ontology annotation, biological process: mitotic spindle assembly; regulation of mitotic spindle organization; activation of protein kinase activity. The record is from RefSeq and is a predicted model, not a curated record. Gene Ontology annotation, molecular function: protein kinase activator activity; microtubule binding. Bases 222 to 2585 code for a protein of 787 amino acids. Lineage: Eukaryota; Viridiplantae; Streptophyta; Magnoliopsida; Poales; Poaceae. The transcript has 23 exons. Gene Ontology annotation, cellular component: mitotic spindle; nuclear microtubule.
GACCCCUACCCCUAUCCCACCAGCCCCAACGUUCUUCUCCCCGCCCCCCAGGCUCCUGAUCCCCUCCACCGCGGCGCUUCCCCUUCUUCUUCUUCAGUUGUCUCCCUCGCCGCUUCAGGAGGCCACCGCGUAAUCAGAGAGAGAGAGAGAGAGAGAGAGAGAGAGAGAGAACCCUAGCGUCCGAUCCCCCAAGCCCUAGGCCUACAAUUCCGCAUCCACCCAUGGCGCCCGACACGGGGACGGUGGCGGCUGCGGCGGCGAUCGACGAGGCCUACGAGUUCUCCGCGCCGAGAUUCUUCGACUUCAUCAACGAGGAGACGGAGGAGGCCGUCCGCGCCGCCGAGAGCUGGUUCGAGGCCGCCCAGAGCCACGCUCCCUCCCCAUUCAACCCCAGGAUCAAGGAGUCGAGGGCGGAGGCCAAGGUCGCGAUCCUCUGCGAUCUAGCGGAAGCCGAGGAGCCGGCUCUGAAGGAGGAGCCCGUGGAGGGGGUAGCAGGAAGCGCCGCCAACCACGGAGCAGAUGCUAUCGAGGGGAGUACGCAGGAGAAGAAGGACCCGUCAUUCGGAUCUCUAUCUGAAGGCAAUCCUGGUGGGACGUGUGCCAAUGCUGGGAACCACCAUGAGGAGGAAAGUGCUCCACAUUCUGAGGCAAUGUUGGAAUCGCCACCAGCUGAUGAAAUGUCAGUGUCACCGGCGUCUCAAGAAGAGAAAGAGGAGUCGCCCAAAUCUUUCGAGUUUCUCCCGCCCAGAGACCCUGCGGCAAAAUCAGCGGAUGGUGCUUCGGCCAGCACGCCUAAGAUGCAGAGGCCUCCUCCUCCUCCUACCAUCAAAGUUGCACCUGCGGUUUCAACAUGCGCGAGAUCCACACUGAAGACUGAGGCUCGCACGCCGAAAACGCAGGCGCUGUGCAAAGCAGGUCCUGUGGCUGGCUCGAUGAGCAUCAAGAGGAGCAUGGUCAAGGGUGAUUUGGGGACUGGAAAGGCAGCCGCAGCUGCUGCUGACAUUGUGCAAGAAAACCAGGCAGUGAAGAGGCAGAAGCUCGAUGAUGGAAAGGCCAGACAGAUAUUAAAUGUCAAGACCAGGGUGCUGCCUCAUAAGGGGAGAGCUGAUUUAGCAGGAACCUAUGAAAUGAGGAGGGCCUAUGAGGAUGUGCACUCUAUGAAGGAAGUGACUCCAUAUGUAUCUACAGCAGAAUUGGUUAAGAAGUUUGAAUCAGGGACUAGAAAGCUUAGCAUCAGUAGCAGCAGAUCUGUUUCUCAUGAGGAUGCAUCAUCACAGGGAAGGCCUAAGCUAGUUUUAACAAGACCAAAGGAGCCUGAGCUUCAGACUUCCCACAGAGUCCGGGCAGUCAGAGUGAAGAGCUUUGCUGAGCUAGAGGAGGAAAUGCUGGCCAAGAUCCCCAAGUUCAGGGCACGGCCAUUCAACAAAAAGAUUGCUGAAGCCCCAUCGUUCCCUCCGCUUCCAAGGAAAACUCCACAUUUCCCUGAAUUCAAUGAGUUUCAUCUUAAGACAAUGGAGAGAGCAACACGAUAUGCGGACACCUGUUCAGAAAUUUCUUCUGCUGAUACUAUUCAGAGUCAAAGUAAGCCACUCAAAUUGACACAACCAAACCCACCACGGCUGCAUACAGCAAUGCGUGCUCGGCCGCCAAGUGUGAAAAGUUCUCAGGAACUUGAACUGGAGGAACUGGAGAAGGCCCCCAAGUUCAAGGCCAAGCCACUGAACAAAAAGAUUCUCGAGAGCAAGGGAGACAUUGGUGUGUUUGCCCAUCCAAAGCCUCAAGUGACAGCUCCCAAGGAGUUUCAUUUUUCUACCGAUGUUCGCUUGGGCCCUCCUUCAGUCGCUGAUUUAUUUGAUAAGCUAUCUCUUCACUCUGAUUGUUCUUCAAACAACAACAGGCAAGAUAUGCCCAGACUCACCAGACCAAACCCUUUCAAUCUACACACAGAGGAAAGAGGUCAUUUAAAAGAGAGGCAGCUAGAAGCUCAGCUCCUACAGAAGAAGAUGGAGGAGGAAAAGGCCAGGGUUCACAAAGCUAACCCAUACCCAUACACCACAGACUAUCCGGUGGUGCCGCCAAAACCUGAACCAAAGCCGUGCACGAGACCAGAAGGUUUUCAACUGGAGAGUUUAGUCCGACAUGAACUAGAGCAGCAAAGGCUGAUGGAAGAGAGGGAGAGAAUGGAGCGGGAAGAGGCUCAAAGGAGAAUCAUCAAAGCUCAACCCAUACUGAAAGAGGAUCCUAUACCACUUCCAGAGAAAGAGCGGAAGCCUCUCACUGAAGUUCAACAAUUUGCGUUGCAUGUUGAUGAGAGAGCAGUUCAGAGAUCAGAGUUCGAUAACAUGAUAAAGGAGAAAGAGAAGACUUACAAAAGGCUGAGAGAGGAGAAUGAAUUCGCACAAAAGAUUGAGGAAGAGAAGGCACUGAAGCAGCUGAGGAGAUCCAUGGUGCCCCACGCGCGGCCUCUCCCGAAGUUCGACAGACCGUUCCGGCCGCAGAAAUCGAUGAAGCAGGUGACUCGUCCGAAGUCCCCGCAGCUUCAGGUGGACGAGCGAGGCGCGAGGAGGCAUGCCUUCAUCAGAUGAUCCCCUCCAGCUCUGUUCGUAGUUGUACUUCUGUACACACUGCUUGUUGUUUUCUUCUUUCUUUGACGGCCAAGAUCAUUCCCUAUCUUGCCGUCGAUCUGUUGUCAUGGGCUACUAUGAUUCUUUCUAUGCGGGGUGCUGAUCUUGUCAGUCAACACAGCUGACACUGCUCCUGUAGGGAGGACAAGAUAGGAUCGGUGACUGCCGUUGGGUUUGUAGAUUGUGUGUGUGUGUCUGUGUAUUUAUGAUCUCGAUGAUUACACUUAUUCCCUUUAUGGAUACGUUGCAUUGAUUUUUGUA